Nothobranchius furzeri (turquoise killifish) is the source of this 3634-nucleotide messenger RNA. It is a transcript of the gene znf362b, whose product is annotated as zinc finger protein 362b. Lineage: Eukaryota; Metazoa; Chordata; Actinopteri; Cyprinodontiformes; Nothobranchiidae. Gene Ontology annotation, cellular component: nucleus. Gene Ontology annotation, biological process: regulation of transcription by RNA polymerase II. Gene Ontology annotation, molecular function: DNA-binding transcription factor activity, RNA polymerase II-specific; RNA polymerase II cis-regulatory region sequence-specific DNA binding. The record is from RefSeq and is a predicted model, not a curated record.
UACCCAGCCUGCAGCGGCACCCAGAAGUGAACAAAGCGACCCGGAAGCGGUGGUCCGACUGGAGGCAGACAGAACAUCAAGCUUUUUUUUUAUAUAGCUCUACUCGCAUAUCUGCUAGCAGGACACAAGGUAUUUGUGCAUGUGUGUUUUGUCUUUUCGCCGCUGUGCGUUUCUCCGAGCAGCCAUCGCGUCCCAGAUGUGUGCAGAUUUCUGCACAAUUUCCCUCUUUUUGAUUCGCCCCAAAAGUUACAGAAUGUGGAGGGAAACCGCAGCAGCCCUAAAAGUGGGAUUUUGUUAACGGAUUUCGGGAGGAUGGCAGAGCCUCGAUUUAACAACCCGUAUUUCUGGCCACCUCCUCCAUCCAUGCCCAGCCAGCUGGAUAACGUGGUCCUCAUUAACAAGAUCAAGGAGCAGCUGAUGGCUGAGAAGAUUCGACCGUUGCACUUGCCGCCUACCUCCACUCCUUCUCAGCAGUCUCUAUUGGUGCCCACCUCGUCCCCUGAUGGCAGCGGCCAGCAUGGCAUACCGCUGCCAAAGCCUCAGCCGCAGCAGGUGCCGGGACACCACUCCACACAGCCGCAGGGCUCUGGACAGCCGGACAUCGCUCUACACGCUCGUCCCGCUUCCAGCUCUAGACCAGAUGGAAAUCUCGACGACAAGUCGGCAGUAAAGGCCAAAGGAUUAUGGGAAGACUGGCACAUGAGACAAAUGGCAGAGCAGCCUGGUCGGGUCAACCAUCGCUCAGCUCUGGCCCCUUCAUCCCGACCCGACAGCCACAACACCUCAGAGGCCCUGACCCCUACGACUCCGACCUCUAGCAGCCAGAACCGCCUCGGCGGUGCCCCCUCUGUGAACAUCAUCUCCGGGCUGGCGAGCGGUCCCGGCAUGGACCACAUGAAGGCCGGCGGCCUGGCGGGGCUCUUGGGUCCCCCACCAAAGGCACCUCGGGGGAGGAAGAAGAUAAAAGCCGAAAACACUUCUGGGCCUCUUCUAGUGGUGCCCUACCCCAUCCUAGCCGACCAAGACUGUGUCACUGUGGCACCCAAAGAGGGCAAAACCUACAGAUGCAAAGUCUGCCCGCUCACCUUCCUAACCAAGUCAGAGAUGCAGAUCCAUUCCAAGUCCCACACAGAGGCCAAACCACACAAAUGUCCCCACUGCUCCAAGACGUUCGCCAACGCCUCCUACCUGUCCCAGCACCUGCGCAUCCACCUAGGCAUUAAACCCUACCACUGCUCCUACUGCGAGAACUCUUUCCGUCAGCUGUCCCACCUGCAGCAGCACACCAGAAUCCACACAGGCGAUAGGCCUUAUAAAUGUGCUCAUCCUGGAUGUGAAAAAGCAUUUACUCAGCUGUCUAAUCUCCAGUCCCACCAGAGACAGCACAAUAAAGAUAAACCAUAUAAAUGUCCCAACUGCUACCGUGCCUACUCAGACUCUGCAUCGCUGCAGAUCCACUUGUCAGCACAUGCCAUCAAAAACGCUAAGGCCUACUGCUGUAGCAUGUGUGGCCGGGCAUACACCUCAGAGACCUACCUUAUGAAGCACAUGUCCAAACACACGGUGGUGGAGCACCUAGUGAGUCACCAGUCGCCCCAGAGGACCGAGUCGCCCAACAUCCCCAUCCGCAUCUCCCUCAUCUGAGCUCGCUGAACGGUAAGACCUGAGGAGUCGGCGUUCAGCUGGAGCUCACGAGGCCCCGCCUCCACCUACGGCCAUCUCCCAUCAGACUCACAUUAGCAUUAGGACAGCCGACACAAGCAUCCAGUAUUAGAUUCCAUAAAUAGACGGCCUCCGUCUGGCUCGACUCAGGCCGUCUGUUAAAAGCGAGCACAGCGGUAUUUUUGUGAAUGUAAACAAUACAGCUUGAUGUUAUCUGGCGGGCUGGAAGAAUGCCUGGCGUCAGAUUCAAUAAGCACUUUCGUACGCAUCAUUUAACCGUUGGAUGCGCCGGCCAUUUAUAAAAGUUUUAGAUGCUUUUUUUUUUAUGGUUUUUUUUUUUCCUUUUUAGCUUUUUGUGUUUUUUCCAUUAAAUGGGUUUCCAAAAUGUGCCAGAUGAUAUUAGCCCCUUUUAAAGAGUUGAGAGAGUGGGGACUUUGUUGUUUUUUAUCUUUCCAUGUUUGCUGGGUGUAUUUCAAACAUCCAAAGAAAAUCUUAAAAGCACUUUUCAGCCUUGGUGGUUUUGGCUCAAAUGAUUUCAAUCUUGUUGGAUGGAAAAUGACUUGUGGCAGCUAAGAGUACAAACAACAAUUUUCUGUCUUUCUUUUGUUUUUCUUUACAUUUCUGCACAAGUACGCGGCCGUCUGAAUUUAAUCUUGGGCAAUCAUUUGAUGACAUUUGAAACAUUUUAUAUAUUGUUUUAAGAAAGAGGCUGAAUCAUUGGCUCGUGGAGGAUGUAAUAUUUGACCUUUAUAUUCAGUAAUAAUUAAAGAAAAAACGGUUUUGACCCCACUUUUUCUCUCAUGCAAGUGGUUAGUGCCAUAUAUGAACUUUAAGAUUUUUUGUUUGAUAAAUUAUAUCCUAAGAGUUAUAAUUCUGUAAUCCAGAUUAAAUUUCUUAAAAAAAAAAUUUUUUUUUAAAUAUAUAAGCUCAAAUUACAUCUGGAGUAAAACCAGACUUUGUGAAUGGGUCAUUUAAAAUCCAACCACUGGACCAAAAUGUGAAGUUCUUGUACAGCUACUCCAACCCAGUCACAUUUUUAUUAUUUUAAUCUAUAAUAAGCUUUACCCAUUCGGAUUAAACUGCAGUAUAAUCAGUAGGAUUAUGAGUGUACACAGAGGUAAAUCCUCAUCUUUAUUUUAUUUUUUUUUCCUCUUUAGUAUUAUUUUUUACUGUAUACAGUAUUGUUUGUUGUAUUUUUACUGUAACUGUAACCUCUGAAUGGUACUUCUAGGGAUUCCCUGUAUUCUUCAGGGUACUUCGGGAGGAAAAAAGGUGCUUUGGCUCUGCGGUUGGGUUUUAACUAUGUAAAAUACAUAUACAGUAUAUAGUAUGGUUUCAAAAGAAUAAAAAACUUAUAACUCAAGCCACUGGCCUGAAAGACGAACAUUUACUCCAACAACAACAGACCCUGCCUCUUCCACUCAACUCUUCUUUUUGAGAAAAUGGAAAAAUGUACAUGUUGCUGUACUGUAAGACAUGUUACUCAUUUAUAGAACCUAUUUUUAAGUUUCCAUCGACAUGUUCUGUUUGGAUUUUAUUUUUUUGGAAAAGUUUAUAUAUAAAUUUACUGUAAUAAUUUUAGUCCACCUGUUUGUCUUUAAUAUUCGCGUUUUCUAUCAGUUAUCUCCGUGUACGCCUUAACUGUUUUCUCAUCCCAGCUCCACAACUCUGUAUUGUGUUCUACAGUAUUCAGUCAUGUAAACACUUUUAAUUUUGUUUAUUCCGCAUGGAGGUCUUGAGCUGUAAUCUGUAUUAACUGUUUAACCCAUGUUCUCUAUGAAAAGAUAUUCUGUAGGUUUAUUACACCUUUUUCCUGUCUUGCAUUGAUGUUUCAUAUACGGUUUCUAGACGACUAAAUAUGCACAGCCAAGACCGAGGAGUUAAACUAAGGUUAUCAAUGUUUAAAAAAGAAAAAAGGAGAAAAAAAGCUUUGUAUCUUUACCUUGUUUAAUAAACAGACUGUUAUAAAUGA